Molecule: messenger RNA, 1825 nt
Organism: Drosophila eugracilis
Lineage: Eukaryota; Metazoa; Arthropoda; Insecta; Diptera; Drosophilidae
Product: arginine/serine-rich coiled-coil protein 2
Exons: 4
Coding region: 79-1674 (531 amino acids)
Source: RefSeq, a predicted model, not a curated record
UACUUUCUGGCCUAGCAAUUGAUUACAUUUUUAUUACUGAGCUCGGUCUCUGAAAAAUAUAUUUUUCGACAUUAAGCAAUGGAGGCCCUGGUGAAUUAUAGUAGCGAGGACGAACAGGAGGAUGCUGGCUACCAGAUACGGGCACCACAACAAAAAAAACUGCAACAGCCGUAUGUUAAAGCAACAACAAAUAGUAACUUCCUAAAGCAGAGGAAUAACCACAACAAUAACAAUGGAAGCAGCGACGGCGACGUUGACGCCUGCAGAGGCAGAGAUAGCAGCAACAACAGUCCAAGGGAAAAGGAAAGAGACAGAGUGAGGGAAAAGACGAAGAGACGCAAUCACACUCCUCCGCUGCCGACGUCGCAGCAGCAGCAGAAUCACAGGAGCAGUAGUAGCAGAGGCCGUUUUGAUGAGGAACCGCAGCCCAGUAGCCGUCACCGCCAGGAGCGGGAUAAGGACAGGGAACGGGACCGGGACCGAGAGCGAGAGCGCGAACGGGACAGGGACAAGGAUCGUGAGAAACGCGACCCAGAACGCAGUCGUGAAAAGGGACGCGACAAAGAUCAUAGCAAGGGCGAUCAUCGCCAUCAUCGUACCAAAGACGGCACAAGCCACAGGGAACGGGAAAGGGAGCGGGAACGUGAUCGGGAAAGGGAGCGCGAUCGCGAAAAGGACCGAGACCGCAAGCGUUCGGAGAAGAGCGCUCGCCACCAUGGUGGCAAAGAGCGUCACCAUCAUCACAACUCCUCGACCUCAUCAUCAGCCGCCACUGCAGCUGCCAAUGCAGCAGGGCGUCGCUCCUAUGAUGAUCGCAGUCGUCGUCGCAAGGACUCCCGGUCACGAUCCCGCACGCCGACGGGAACUCCACCCUCUCGUCGUCGCCAGCAGUCACGUAAAUAUCGUGAACGGGAAUCCAGUAGUCGCUCCAGAUCUCCUAAAGAAGCGCAAUCCCAGACACUACGCAGUGGAGCAGUAGCUGGCGCUCACCUGCCUCUCGGGAAAUCUGGUGGAGGAGGAUCCUCGGCAGUAAUAACAGCGGCAGCUGCAGCGGCCGCUUUGGCAGCCGCCAAUGCAGCAGCAGCCGCUAUGGCAGCAGCCUCUUCCGGCGGAGGAGGUGGCGGUGGCCUUCUACCGACGCCCAAUUACGCACCUAAGAUACCAUCGCUAAUGUCCCUGGAGUUGAGUACUCCAGCAGUAGCAGCACCUGCACUAGAGCCCAUCCAGCUGCCCAGCUACUAUAAUCCGGGCAUCAUCAAUGCCAACCGUUAUGCGGAGCAACAACAGAAGCGUAAACUAUUGUGGGGCUCUAAGAAGAGCGAGGACUCUGCGAACAAGUGGGGCAACGCCCACUUCUCACAGGACUCGGACGGUAAAGUGGCAUCGAAGUUUAUGCGUCUGAUGGGCAUAAAAAAUGCAGGUCCCUCCGGCGAUGGCGAAGCCGGUGGCGGCGGUGACCACAUAGAGCCUAGCAACGGUAGUGCAGCAGUCGACGCAAGUGGUGGAGGAGCUGCACCACCAGCAGCCUCGGGCGGAGUGAAAGUGCCCACAGACGUCCAGCAGCGCCAACGCAUGUUUUCCAACAUGGAGCAGCAGUAUGAAAUGGCGAGAGCCGCCACUCACACGAUGCGCGGCGUUGGUCUAGGUUUCGGCUCUCAGCCACGUACUUUCUAGACGUGCCCGGAUUGAAGGACAGGCUCCCUACCAGGCUGUAAAUACCAUGCCACUCAACUCAACUCAUUAGUCAUGUCAAGAUGUUUCUCCUCAACCACUUUGUUUGUGUUAAGCAAAUGUUUUUUGAUUUCAAAUAAACGUUGCAACCGAA